AUGAAGGCAUAUGUGAACUGGACGCCUCACUCCUGGUCCACCUAUGACGUUCGACGACCCUUCUUGCUCCCGAUAGUGAAGGCUCUUUUGAUCUUGCUUUCAGUUGUCGGCGAUGUGGGUGAUGCCGGGGUAGUUGAGCUGCUUGCAGACCGACGGGUCUCGAAGCUAUCGGAAGAUUGA
This is a messenger RNA of Pyrenophora tritici-repentis Pt-1C-BFP, 180 nucleotides long. The record is from RefSeq and is a predicted model, not a curated record. NCBI's taxonomy places the organism in Eukaryota, Fungi, Ascomycota, Dothideomycetes, Pleosporales, Pleosporaceae.